UCAACAAAUCCCUAACUCAACAAAUCGUGUUUGAAUUGUUCACCGGCACAGAGGUUAAAUCAUCAUCAGUAUCAACAACGGUUAAAUCAGUAUCUUCGAGUUGCUUCAGCCAAGAAUCUUCUCCGCCUACCGGUUGUAUCUGUGUUGGCACAAACUCCUUCGGCUCCAGUAAGUCAACCCUGAACGGAGAACUCAAGAACCAUCCUGUUACCGGCACAGUCAUCGUUUCUUUUGCAAUCAGAUUACUCCGUGUUAAGUCUCCGCCUACCGGUUGUAUCUGUGUUGGCACAAACUCCUUCGGCUCCAGUAAGUCCACCCUGAACGGAGAACUCAAGAACCAUCCUGUUACCAGCACAGUCAUCGUUUCUUUUGCAAUCAGAUUACUCCGUGUUAAGUCUCCGCCUACCGGUUGUAUCUGUGUUGGCACAAACUCCUUCGGCUCCAGUAAGUCCACCCUGAACGGAGAACUCAAGAACCAUCCUGUUACCAGCACAGUCAUCGAAAUGGAAAACCGAGCAGUUGAAAUUCGAUAUGAAUACAAUUCCGAGAAUUUCCGCGGGACUAUCUAUUCACCUUAUAAUCCUAUGAGAGUCGACCAAGCCUCUACGUCGGAAAGCAUGACUGAUGAUUAUCACUAUCAUUUAUUUAGACUAACACAUAAAAAUUUGUUAAGAUGCCAACUAAUAAAUGUUGCUGGUAAACAAAUUAUCUAUGAUGAUUUUGACUUGACAUUUACUGAUUGGGUAGAAAAUUUAGAUGAAAACAGUCAGCCUGUUAUGAAAUUUUCAUACGGUUCUUCUUUAGAGACUACUUACAUUCCCGAUAGCUUCAAGUUAGUUAUAAGGUCCCUAGUCAAAGUUAUUGUUUUCUUUCACCGAAAGGGUUUGUGUACCACUGGAUUCGAUACUUCUAAUUUAGUUUUUCAAGACCUAACCAAUCCUGGGUUAAGAAUCUGGAGAAUCAAAUUUAUGAAUGCUUCACCAAAGGCCAUCAGUAACGAUUACUUAUGCAUAUAUCGUAUUAUAGAGAUUCUCUUAAACAGAGGAUUAGAAUUGCCUAAUGAUAUGGCGGAUCUUCUUCGUAUUCUUCAUAAUGGUCGACAAAGCGGGCUAAUUACACAUCAUGUGGCACUUUUAACUCAUGACGAGAGAGGACAUUUCGUUCGAAAAUGUUCUGAAUGCAGUGUUGGACAUAGGGGAUUUAUAGGUUUAUUUGAGCAGGCUGUUAUCAAUUUAGGCCCGCAAAAUGGUUGGAAGGCUAAAAUAACUAGUCAACAUGGUCCGGUUUUUUCAAUUAUCAAUUAUAAUCAAAAUUUACAAGGAGGAGCAUAUGUGGAUACUGGCCGCAUUUUAACAGUUAACAAGUCAAUGUUCAGAUGCUGCAGAAACUUAUCAGCUCAUCUUCAUGAACAAAGCGAUCUUGUUAAUUCUCAUAUUGGAGUUAGGGAAGCUGAUCUAAUGAUCAUGCACAUAUUUGGACGCCAAAUUACAAAAUUUCAGAAACGCUUAUAUGACUGCAACAUACUGUCUCACUUUUUACUGUUAAAAGAGGAACUUUAAAGUAAUGGAGUCCUUGAUGGAGAAGAAUGAAGGUGUGACUUUGUUGAAAAAUUCAGCUAUGAUUGCUCUUGCAUUUGUUACAAAUUACAAUUCAUACUUACUCAAUGGUCAUUGCAUUAAUGGGUAUGCUGAAGGGAAUAAAGUGGACCAAAGUUUUGCCACCAUAGUUCAUCUUGUUGCAGGAUUGGUGACACUGGAGAAUUCAGCAUCUGGGGGUUGCAUUGUUGGCAUUCCUCUUCUCUAUUUUAUCGCAGUCUUGACAUUGUUGCAUUGUGGGAAAAUGGUGCGGAGAAGAUUAACAGAAAACAGAAGAGCACAAGGCAGCUCAUAGUCGGCUCAAUGUUGUAAAUGUAAAAACCAGAGGAUCAAAGACCGGGAAAUACUUUUGCAGAUGAAACAGAUCAUUUGUAACUCUGUACAUCUCGUAUUUGAGAUUUGCAUCUAAAAUCUUCUCAGGUGUUUCUGUGCAGCUUGCAAUCCUACAAUGAAUAUGUUUUGCAGGCAGUAACUACUAAAUCCUGAAUUGAGCUCAAUGAUAGUUCUUAGCAAAUAAGACAUUCAAAGUAGAGAAGCCUUAGGAUUUGCUCUCUCAUGUUUAGACUCCUAACAGUUUAUAUAGUUAAGACCUGCAAAAAAACUGCAUUUCUCAUAAUGAACUGAUUGCAAUCACUAAAAAUUUGUUUGUUCCUGUAAAAUAGUUUAAGUGAUUUUAUUUGAA
Messenger RNA from Mercurialis annua (annual mercury), 2277 nucleotides. RefSeq lists its product as uncharacterized. The transcript is spliced from 9 exons. The coding region runs from base 504 to 1559 and encodes 351 amino acids. The record is from RefSeq and is a predicted model, not a curated record. Lineage: Eukaryota; Viridiplantae; Streptophyta; Magnoliopsida; Malpighiales; Euphorbiaceae.